Molecule: messenger RNA, 2662 nt
Organism: Delphinapterus leucas (beluga whale)
Lineage: Eukaryota; Metazoa; Chordata; Mammalia; Artiodactyla; Monodontidae
Source: RefSeq, a predicted model, not a curated record
AUGCAGUGCCGGCUCCUCCGGGGCCUGGCUGGAGUCCUCCUCACUCUUCUGUGCAUGGGGCUCCUCUCCCUACGGUACUACUCAAGCCCAUCCCCGCAGGGCGUGCCGGAGACCCCCGGGCUGAGCCCGCCAAGCCCUCGGCCCCCGGAGCUGCAGCUGCACGAUGUCUUCAUCGCAGUCAAGACAACCCGGGCCUUCCAUCGCUCCCGCCUGGAGCUGCUGCUCGACACGUGGGUCUCCAGGACCAGGGAACAGGUGACAAGCCCUGCUGUGGCUUUGCAGGAGGAGGCCACGGACAGCGAGAAGGAAAUCAACCGGCUCUCCAUCCUGCCCUUCCCCCCCAGCGCCGGCUCCAUCCUCCGCCGGCAGCGGGAGGAGGAUCCCGCACCCCCUAAGAGGUCCUUUAGCAGCAUGUCGGACAUCACAGGGAGUGUGACGCUUAAGCCCUGGUCCCCUGGCCUCUCCUCGUCCUCGUCCUCCGACAGCGUGUGGCCUUUGGGAAAGCCGGAGGGCCUUCUGGCCAGAGGCUGUGGCCUGGAUCUCCUCAACAGGUCUCUGGCCAUCCGAGUGUCUGGCUGGAGCCCCCCGGGGGGACCUGAGCCCCAGGACAAGGGCCUAGAUGGCCUGUCAUUCCUCGGGGACAGCUGGUCUGGGGCUGUCGUUCGGAGGGUGCUCUCUGGGCCAGGAUCGGCCAGGGUGGAACCAAGAGAGCCAAGGGCAGAGGCUACUGGCUUGGAGCGGGCAGUCCUGGAAGGCGAGGCCCAGCAGAGAAACUUGCCCUGGAACCAGACAUCCACACUCCCUCUGAUGGACUUCAAGGCGUGCCAGUCCUUCCAUGAGGCCCUAGACGCCUGGGUGAAGAGGCCGGGGGCCGAGCCCUUCUACAUUCGAGCCAACCUCACCCUGCCUGAGCGGACCGACCCCCAUGCCCUGUGCGUGAAAGCGCAGGAGAUCCUGCGGCUGGUGGACCCGGCGUACAAGCGGCGGCAGGAGUGGUUCUGCACGCGGGUUGACCCCCUCACGCUGCGGGACCUGGAUCGGGGCACUGUGCCCAAUUAUCAGAGAGCCCAGCAGCUCCUAGAAGUUCAGGAGAAAUGCCUGCCCUCCAGCCGACACCGGGGGCCCCGCAGUAAUCUGAAGAAGCGAGCCCUGGACCAGCUGCGGCUGGUGAAGCCCAAGCAUGUGGGGAGUCCUGCUGGGGACUCCCCGGAACAGCUGCUGCUGGAGCCCUGCUCAGAGCCAGAGCGGAGCCUCAAACCCUAUAGCCUGGUACGGCCCCUGCUGGUUUCUGCCCUGCGGCCCGUGGUGCUCUUGCCUGAGUGCCUGGCGCCCAGGCUCAUCCGCAACCUCCUAGACCUGCCCAGUUCCCGGCUGGACUUUCAAGUGUGCCCAGCAGAAAGCCUCUCUGGGGAGGAACAGUGCACAUCGUCAGCGCCCGGAGCCCCCAAGGCCCGACCUGCCACCCCUGGGCUGGGCAGCAGGAUCCGUGCCAUCCAGGAGUCUGUCGGGAAGAAGAAGCACUGCCUGUUGGAGCUGGGUGCUCGGGGCGUGCGGGAGCUGGUCCAGAACGAGAUCUACCCCAUCGUCAUCCACGUGGAGGUGACUGACAAGAAUGUCCGGGAAGUCAGGGGUCUGCUGGGCCGGCCGGGCUGGCGGGACUCAGAGCUGCUGCGGCAAUGCCGAGGCUCGGAGCAGGUGCUCUGGGGGCUGCCCUGCUCCUGGGUGCAGGUGGCGUCCCACGAGUGGGGCCACUCAGAGGAGCUGGCCAAGGUGGUGCGUGGCCGCAUCCUGCAGGAGCAGGCCCGCCUCGUGUGGGUGGAGCAUGGCAGCGGCAGAGGCGGCAGCGGCAGCAGCAGCGAGGCCUGAGGCGUCCCCUCCGAUGCCUGUGCGUUCCUCGAGCACUUCAGAAACGGCCCCCGGCGGGGACCCUGGUGUGUGCAGUGGAGCUGGGUCCUCCCCAUCCUGAGCCUUCCUAGACCCUGAGACGCUCGGCGUGGGGCCCUUGGCUCUGGGCUCCGGGCUCUCUCACCCGGAGGAGCCCCCGGGGCAGAGCUCCCUCCCAUCCCUGUACUUGCUGCUCUGGGCCUUCCCUUGGCCCCAUGUCUCCACGGACCCAUCUCAUGGGUCUCAUGCACACGUCUGUGUCCUCUCCCUUGUCGCUCACCUUGGAGCAUCUGCGUUCUCACCCCUGUGCACUGGUUUGCACACCCAAGUUCCCAUGGGGCCGGCUCGCGUCUGCCCCUCCCCCUGGCACACGAGGUCUCCGGGCUCCACAGCCUCUUCUGCUCACAGGAGCCCUGAGCCCGUCAUGCGUGGUGCCCACCCGUCCAGCUCACAUCUCUUGUGUAUACCUCCACGGGGGCGUUGUGGCUUCCCGGGUCCACUGUCUCCUGUGCCCCUCGUGUCUUCCUGUCACACGUGUGUCCGUGGUUCUCCCCUGUGUAAAUAUCAUGCCCCCACCCCCGUGACCCUUGGGCACUGACCCGCGUGUGUUCCUGGUGAGCACGCCCAGGACCAUGUUCUCACCAAGCCUGUACCCGGCCCUGCCUCCCGGAGGGACGGCCGGGGAGGGGGCCGGCUGCCCCGUUACCAGAAUGUACAGCUCGUAGAUUUUUUAACGGGCCUUUUUCACUUAGAAGCUGCACAUCAUGGAGCAUUAAAC